CCAGAGGUGGUGAAUGAUGCUGCAGCCCCAGUUCAAGUCACACAACACCAACGAGGUGCUGGAGAAGCUGUUCCAGAUAGUGCCAGGCGAGAACCCAUACCGUUUCCGGGACCCCCAGCAGUGCCGGCGCUGUGCUGUGGUUGGGAAUUCGGGCAACCUGAGGGGCUCUGGCUAUGGGCCAGAUGUGGAUGGGCACAACUUCAUCAUGAGGAUGAAUCAGGCGCCAACCGUGGGCUUUGAGCAGGAUGUUGGCAGCCGAACCACCCACCAUUUCAUGUACCCGGAGAGUGCCAAGAACCUGCCCGCCAAUGUCAGCUUUGUGUUGGUGCCUUUCAAGGCCCUGGACCUGCUGUGGAUCGCCAGUGCCCUAUCCACAGGGCAGAUACGAUUCACCUAUGCCCCAGUGAAGUCUUUUCUUCGCGUAGACAAAGAAAAGGUCCAGAUCUAUAAUCCAGCCUUCUUCAAGUACAUCCAUGACAGAUGGACAGAGCAUCACGGGCGGUACCCUUCCACAGGGAUGCUGGUGCUCUUCUUUGCCCUGCACGUGUGUGAUGAGGUGAACGUGUACGGGUUCGGGGCCGACAGCCGGGGCAACUGGCACCACUACUGGGAGAAUAACCGGUACGCGGGCGAGUUCCGGAAGACCGGCGUGCACGACGCUGACUUCGAGGCCCACAUCAUCGACAUGCUGGCCAAGGCCAGCAAGAUCGAGGUCUAUCGAGGCAACUGAGCCAGGUCUGGCGGAGACUCUUCCCGCCUCGCCGCGAGGCGCCAACGCGAGAUCCCGGCCGGGACUCGAGGCCAGCCCCAGCUCGGUGGCCUAGGCGAGGGCGCGGCGCCAGGAAUGGGGCGUCUCCACGCAAUUCGGGGCGGUGCCGGGCCGUGGUCUGGACCAAUCAUGCUGCAUCCCAGCGAGCGCCGGCUGUUCCCUGCCAAUCACAAGAUUCUGGGGGCCUGGCACCAAUCAACGCCGCAGUCGGGCGGAGCCUCUUUCUAUCAACCAAUUAUGCGACUCAGCUCCUGAGUUAACUUCCGGCGCUGGGCCCCGUCUCCUCCAAUCAUUGGCCUUUAGAGGCGGGCCAGCGGUCGCUCAAUCCCCUCUCCCCUGUGCUUUUGGGUAGGACUUUAUUUCAUGCUUUUUAAGGAGUAGAGGCUGCUUCUCUCCUGGUCGAAGUACAUUCCUCAGGCUCUGAGUUGUCGCAGUCGCUUGCGGCCCUAACCCCGCCGGGGGCGCUGAAAAGUAGGGGAAGGCCGGGGCAGCAGCAGCUUGGCUUCCCUUCCCCGGGCGUUCCCUCGUGACCUCUGGGUGGUCGAGGGGCGGUCGAGGUGGUUUCCAGGGAGUGCGCUUUCAACCUGGAGGAAAAGCCAGAGCCCUCCUAAACCGCUCCAUGCCUCCGAGAGAAUUUUAGACCCCACAUUUCCUUUAUCGGUCAGGCCCAGAUGAGUGUCAACCCACCAAAGAAAUGCAGUGAGAAUCCAGAGGGCACGUGGGUACCUUCCCCCUCCCCCUCCCCGCUUUUGGCCACCCUAUGGAAUGGCCUUUUUGACCAGGGCAUUUAGUGUCUCACCAGAAAACGAAUUGUGUCACCCCGUGCUUGGGGGUGAAAUUCGCCUGGGGUCUAACUCUUGGAACAUAGGUGUAUGGAACUGGGCAAGGGACAAUGAAGCCCCAUCACGUCAAAUGUAAGGUGCUUCUCACUCACCUGUACCCUUGGCCCCUACUGCUCGCCACACCUGUUUCAGUCUCUCCUUAGGCCCUGGGCCUCCUCACCAGCCUACUUGUUGCUCUGGAAAAAAAAUCAAAACUUGCCCUGGGAUUGAUUGGGGCAGUGCUGC
Molecule: messenger RNA, 1836 nt
Organism: Hipposideros armiger (great roundleaf bat)
Lineage: Eukaryota; Metazoa; Chordata; Mammalia; Chiroptera; Hipposideridae
Gene: ST3GAL2
Product: ST3 beta-galactoside alpha-2,3-sialyltransferase 2
Exons: 7
Coding region: 14-730 (238 amino acids)
Biological process (GO): sialylation
Cellular component (GO): membrane
Molecular function (GO): beta-galactoside (CMP) alpha-2,3-sialyltransferase activity
Source: RefSeq, a predicted model, not a curated record